Messenger RNA from Closterium sp. Naga37s-1, 999 nucleotides. Lineage: Eukaryota; Viridiplantae; Streptophyta; Zygnematophyceae; Desmidiales; Closteriaceae. The record is from the annotation of a GenBank genome assembly.
AUGAAGCCCAUAACAGAGCACCGGAUCGGGAAGGAACUCAUUGUGGAUGGUAAAGUCCAUCGGUCUGCUAUACUGCGCCGUCCCCAAAGCCGCUUGCACCAGCUGGAAUGCCUGGUUGCGGCAGCAGCACAACGACUCAAGAAGCCAAAGUCCCUCGGCCUCCUAUACUGCGCCAUACCCAAAGCCGCCUGCACCAGCUGGAAAAUGUGGUUUCGACAGCAACACAACGACUCAGACGCACACAACCUCCGAACCACGCACCUCCCCGCACGCUCCCGCCUCCCGGUGCUCUGGUUCGGCAUGACCGAGCCUGAGGCGAUACGUGCGGUGACGCGGCGGGAUCUGGUUCGGUUUGUGUUUGUGCGGGAUCCGUUCUCGCGGGUGGUGUCUGCUUUUGUGAACAAGCACGUGCAGGCGGAGCAAGGGGGGUGGGGCAAGAGACGGUGGUGGUCCCUGUUGUUCUUCCAGCAUCUCUUCUGGACCAGCAACACCACCCACCGCCCCCUACGCUGGAAGGACCUGCUCUCUGCGCACCUCCCCUUUCUCUCUCCUUCCUCCUCCUCCUCCUCCUCCUCCUCCUCCUCCUCCUCCUCCUCCUCCUCCUCCUCCUCCUCCUCCUCCCCAUCCUCCUCCCCCCAUCCCUCCGCCCCAGCACUCUCUCUCCACACCAUGCUGCGCCUGCAAGCGGGGGGAACGCUGUCAUUCGAGGAGUUUGUCUCGUUGCUUGAGGCAGCAAGAGAGGCGGAUGGAGAGCGGUUGAUGGACAAUCAUAUAGCACCGCAGGUGGGUGGGAGAGAUACAGAUGGUGGGUGGGAGGAUGCAGGUGGGUGGGGGCUGCAAGCAGGGGGCAAACUGUCAUUCAAGGAGUUCGUGACUUCGGUCGAGGCAGCAAGGGCGGCGGAUGGAGAGCGGUUGAUGGACAACCAUAUAGUGCCGCAGGUGGGUGGGAGGCUGCAGGUGGGGGGGAGGCGGCAAGCGGGGCGGGGGGCAAUCACAUAG